This is a messenger RNA of Colletotrichum graminicola M1.001, 1254 nucleotides long. Its product is annotated as glycerophosphoryl diester phosphodiesterase. Gene Ontology annotation, biological process: lipid metabolic process. The record is from RefSeq and is a predicted model, not a curated record. The transcript has a single exon. Gene Ontology annotation, molecular function: glycerophosphodiester phosphodiesterase activity. The coding region runs from base 1 to 1254 and encodes 417 amino acids. Lineage: Eukaryota; Fungi; Ascomycota; Sordariomycetes; Glomerellales; Glomerellaceae.
AUGCACUUCAACGCCGUCGUCGUCUCCGGCCUCGUCGCCGCCGCCGCGCACCGGGCCGGUGCCUCACCGUGCCCCAAGCCGCUGCCGACGUCGUACAAGCCCAUCACCAGCAUUCAGUUGGGCCCGAGACCCUAUUGGUUGGUCAAUGACAUGCAAGAGGGCCCUCUCAAGGACAAGCUGCAGUCCUGCUCCGAGCAGCCCAUGAAAUCCUCUAAAUGGAGCAUUGGUCACCGUGGCGGCGGUACCAUGAUGAUUCCCGAGGAGUCGGUUGAGUCCAACCUCGCCGGUGCCCGUAUGGGUGCGGGCAUCCUCGAGUGCGACGUCGCCUUCACCAAGGACCGCGAGCUUGUCUGCCGUCACUCGCAAUGCGACCUGCACACGACGACCAACAUCGUCACCAUCCCUGAGCUCAAUGCCAAGUGCACCACCCCCUUCACCCCGGCCGCAAACGGCACUGCGGCCACUGCCAAAUGCUGCACCUCGGACAUCACCCUUGCCGAGUUCAAGACGCUCUGCGGCAAGAUGGACGGCUUCAACGCCUCCGCCACCAACCCAAAAGACUUCUUGCUCGGCACGCCGCGAUACCGCACCGACCUGUAUUCCACCUGUGCCACCGUCAUGACCCUCAAGGAGCACAUCGCCAUGACCGACGACCUGGGCCUGCUCUUCACCCCCGAGCUCAAGGUUCCUGAGGUUGAGAUGCCUUUCGACGGGGACUACACCCAGGAGAAGUACGCCCAGCAGCUCAUCGACGAAUACAAGGGCGCCGGCAUUGCCCCUGGGCGCGUCUGGCCACAGUCCUUCUACUACCCGGACGUCCUCUACUGGCUCAAGGCCGAGCCUGAGUUUGGCAAGCAGGCCAUCCUCCUCGACGAGAGUGGCGACACCCCGGAGACAUUCCCCUACGCCGUUGGCAACCUGACCGAGUUCGCCGCUGGUGGCGUCAAGAUCAUGUCGCCCCCGCUGCACUAUCUGGUCACCGUCGAGGAUGGCAAGAUCGUGCCGAGCAUCUAUGCCACCAGGGCCAAGGAGCUGGGUUUCAACAUCAUCUCCUGGUCCCUUGAGCGUUCCGGCUUCUUGAGCGAUAGCUCCAAGGGCGGGUACUACUUCACCACCGUCGCCAACGUUACCAACAACGAUGGCGACGUCUACAACCUGCUCCACGUCCUGGCCCAGGACGUUGGUGUUUUUGGCGUCUUCUCCGACUGGAGUGCCACUGCCACCUACUACGCCAACUGCUUUGGUCUGCUCUAA